This is a messenger RNA of Scleropages formosus (Asian bonytongue), 1404 nucleotides long. RefSeq names its product mitochondrial import inner membrane translocase subunit Tim17-B-like. The coding region runs from base 16 to 516 and encodes 166 amino acids. Gene Ontology annotation, molecular function: transmembrane protein transporter activity. Gene Ontology annotation, biological process: protein import into mitochondrial matrix. Gene Ontology annotation, cellular component: TIM23 mitochondrial import inner membrane translocase complex. NCBI's taxonomy places the organism in Eukaryota, Metazoa, Chordata, Actinopteri, Osteoglossiformes, Osteoglossidae. The transcript has 6 exons. The record is from RefSeq and is a predicted model, not a curated record.
CUCUGCCGGUGAGACAUGGAGGAAUAUUCCCGUGAACCGUGCCCCUGGAGGAUAGUGGAUGACUGCGGUGGUGCGUUCACCAUGGGUGCCAUUGGAGGGGGGCUGUUUCAGUCCAUCAGGGGCUUCCGCAACGCCCCCAAGGGGGUGCGCCACAGGUUAAAAGGCAGUGCCAAUGCGGUGAGGGUGAGAGCUCCACAGAUCGGAGGCAGUUUUGCUGUGUGGGGUGGGCUGUUCUCCACUAUAGACUGUGGGCUGGUUCGUCUCCGGGGGAAGGAGGAUCCGUGGAACUCCAUCACCAGCGGGGCCCUGACCGGGGCAGUGCUGGCCUCACGCAGUGGCCCCCUGGCCAUGGUGGGCUCUGCCAUGAUGGGUGGCAUUCUGCUGGCCCUGAUCGAGGGUUUUGGGAUUCUGCUCAACAGAUACACAGCGCAGCAGUUUCAGAACUUGAGCCCCAUCACAGAGGACUCCAGCCAACUGCCCCCGGAGAACCAUACGCAGCCUGUAGGCAACCACUGAUUUGGACGGAACCAGUAAAAUCUGCACUGCAGGUUCAAUCUCAGCGUUGGACUGGUGUCCUAAAUCUGUAGCGAGAAAAUGGCAGAGGGCCAAAGGGACUUAAUUCCCUAGGGAAUUGUCCUAGGGAAAUUGUUUUCACACUGCAGGUUUUUUCUUAAGUAAACACUGAUAUCCAUGUAAGAAUUUAAAAAAAAAAAGUUUUGUGUAUUUGUGCAAAAUAUAAUGUCAGGUUUUGAAUGUGUUAUGUAUGUGCUUGUAAUUUUCGAAAAACAAAAAUGAUGUACUGUAUAACUUCUGUUUAAGGAUUCACUGUACACCACGCUGAAGAAUAGAUGGAUAUUGACCUGUUUUCACUGCACCGAACUAUCUCUAACUUUACAGUACAGUGGCUCCUCAACUUACGAACAUGGUACCAGCACACUGUUCGUAACUCAUUUGCUUUUAUAAAAUAGAUGUCCGUUGAUUUAUUAACUGCUUAGGUUUUAUAAAACCCUCAGAUGCAGUGAUACGUUGCUUGCGCUCUGCUCUAGAGGGAUUUUUAGAAAAUAGGUAAGUGAGAAAUAUAUGGAAUUUCGGGGGAAAAAAUUUUAAAAUAUAGGUGUGUGUCAGGAAAUUCCCAACCUGAAUGUUUGUAAUACAAGGAGCCAGUGUACUGCAAUGAGUUCAGCUCAGGGUAUUAUUAGAAAAAACUCUAAAGUGGAUGCAAGUGAGCAUAUACUGUUAUAUUUUGCACUAAGUUAGUCAGGCUGUGCUUCAAUCUGCCGAGUGGCAGCCUUGACUCAAGCUUCCUCAGAACCCUGGAACGUGUUGCCCAAAAAUCACUAAUUACAAAUCUGGUGCUAAUGGUUAAUGAUCAGAACUAAAAUUACAGACCUCGAUAUUUGUAUU